Molecule: messenger RNA, 2425 nt
Organism: Lactuca sativa (garden lettuce)
Lineage: Eukaryota; Viridiplantae; Streptophyta; Magnoliopsida; Asterales; Asteraceae
Product: geraniol 8-hydroxylase
Molecular function (GO): monooxygenase activity; iron ion binding; heme binding
Source: RefSeq, a predicted model, not a curated record
AUUGUGUAAAUCCUGCCAUUAUACUUGCAUUAUUGUACUCAUAUUCAUCGAUUGAAAAAUGGCACAACUAAACAGCCUGGGGUCAUGGUGGUGGGAAGUGAUGAGCAGCAACAAAAACGAGCUUACUCUGCCCAUUUCAGCAAUAAUCUUGACUGGUUUGUGGUACAUAUGGACAGUUUCAAGCUCCUCCAAUGGCAGAUCACCACUGCCACCAGGUCCAUGUUCCUUGCCAAUUGUAGGCUACCUUCCAUUUCUUAGCCGUGAUCUGCACAAACAGUUCGUCAAUAUGGCUCACAGUUAUGGUCCCAUUUUCAAGUUCCACCUCGGAAGCAAACUUCAUGUCGUGAUAAACACCCCUGAUUUAGCAAAAGUUGUGGUUCGUGAACAAGACGAGAUAUUUGCUAACCGUAAUGCCACCAUCGCUGCAUUAGCAAUCACUUACGGGGGCCAAGAUGUAGUAAUGUCUGACAACAACUCGGAUUGGCGAAACCUUGGUAAGAUAUUUGUCCAUGAGGUCCUAAGCCACAAGAAUGUAGAAGCAUCCAGGUACUUUAGAAGGGAUGAAGUUAGGAAAACUAGCAGAAAUGUUUAUAGUAAAAUCGGGAAAACAAUUGACAUUUGUGAGAUUGCUUUCUCAACAGAGGCCAAAGUCCUAACAAGCAUGCUUUGGGGAAAUACUUCAGAAGAAAAAGCAAAUGGUGGCCAGAUUGCAGCCGAGUUGCAGAUCAUUGUUGCCAAUAUUGUCGAGUUGAUGAGCAAGCCAAAUAUGUCUGAUAUCUUCCCUAGUCUUGCAUGGCUUGAUCUACAAUGCAUCGAGAGGAACAUGAAGAGGCAACUUGAUCGGUUGGACCGAAUUUUCACAAGAAUCAUUCAUGAUCGAAUCGAAUCUAACUCCAACAAAUCCAAGGAUGCAGUUGGUCAUGAAGGAAAGAAAGAUCUUUUACAGACCUUUAUAGAGCUCAUGGACCAAAAAAAUCCAACAUCAAUUAAAAUCACGCAAAUAAAGGCACUUCUCCUGAACAUUAUGGUUGCAGGAACAGACACAACGACAACACUGAUAGAAUGGACAAUGGCUGAGAUUAUGCAAAAUCAUGACAUAAUGAAAAGAAUUCAAGAAGAAUUACUACAAAUCGUAGGACCCAACAAGAUCGUCGAAGAAUCUCAUCUCCCGAAACUACAAUACCUCGAUGCAACUAUUAAGGAAACAUUACGGUUGCACCCUGUACUCCCUUUCAUACUUCCAAGGUCACCAAGCCAAGAUUGUGUGGUAGGUGGAUAUACCACUCCGAAGGGUUGUACAGUGUUUCUUAAUGUUUGGGCCAUCCAUCGGGAUCCUCGGUAUUGGGACAAUCCUUUGGAAUUCAAUCCGGAGAGGUUCUUGACAAACAAAUAUGAUUUCAAAGGAACCAAUCUCAACUUCUUCCCUUUUGGAUCUGGGAGAAGAUUGUGUCCGGGUGUUCCAUUGGCAGAGAAAAUGCAAUUGUAUAUAUUGGCCUCGCUCUUGCACUCAUUCGACUGGAGCUUGCCAGAGGGUGAAGACCAUGACCUCUCGGAAACAUUUGGCAUUACUCUAAAGAAAAGAAAACCACUCUUUGCAGUCCCAUCACAAAGGUUGCGGAAUGCCAGCCUCUAUAUGUAGUGGGUGUUUGGGAUAGCUUUUAAAAAAAAAACUUAUUAAUAAGCUAAAAAAGUGUUUGUCUAUUUAAAAAACGCUUUUUAAAACAGCUUUUUGGAUGAGAAAAACUAAAGCUUUCAAAAAGCUGGAAAAUCCUAGCUUUCUAGCUUUUUAACAAUUUUACUCAUGAAAAGCAGCUUUUCACAUCCAAACAUUUUUUAAAACCAGUUUUUCCUAAAAGUUAUAAGCUAAUAAGCAUUUUUCUUAAAAAUCACUUUUGACAUAAAAAAGCUACCCCAAACAUACCUGUAGUGUUUUUAGUUUUUUUUUAGAAUCAGCAAAUAUAUUAAUAUAUCAAAAACCCAAUCAAAAACCCAACCAAAAGCAAGAAGCAAACGGAGGGGAAGGAAUACAAACAAGUAGAGAAUCACAGAAAAAAUAAAAAAGCAUAGUUACAAGAAACAAAGAAGAGAGAUUUCUUUUUUCUUUUUAGAAUGGGAAGCAACUCCAUUCCACCCAUCUACCUACCCAAUUCCCCCUAAAUUUGAUCCAUUCGUAAGUUUGAAGAAUUAUAGAAUCCGCAAUGAUUGGAGGGGAAGCACCAAUUAUAAGUUCAGUCCCACUCAUCGAUGGCUUGUUGGUGGGGUCCUGUGUAUUUUCAAUUUGUAGCAUUUUUAUGUGUGUUAAAUGGAGAGCCGAUUCAAGUCAUUAAUUUCUUAGAUUCUUGAAAAAUAGAUUGAAAUCUCUUGGUCUUCUCCACCAAUUCUGACUCCACUCUUGUUUUUUUCUUUUUGCCAAUGCGCCUUACUU